This is a messenger RNA of Tetrapisispora phaffii CBS 4417, 534 nucleotides long. RefSeq lists its product as uncharacterized. The transcript has a single exon. The coding region runs from base 1 to 534 and encodes 177 amino acids. The record is from RefSeq and is a predicted model, not a curated record. Lineage: Eukaryota; Fungi; Ascomycota; Saccharomycetes; Saccharomycetales; Saccharomycetaceae.
AUGGACUCCUCAGAUGUCUUUUCUGAUGAAAAUGGUAAUGAAGAGGGAUUUGAAUCAACUUUACUAAAUUACUUGGAGUCUAUAACAAACAUAUUCGACCUGGUGUUCUUCUUAAGAAGUACAGGUCUCAUUAAAGAAAAUAACUUCUUUUAUAGGAAUUUGAAUAGAAGUAAUAUUGGAUCAAAAAUUUGGUUUGUCACUUUAAUUUUAUCAAUUCGAAAAUUAUAUAAAAAUAUACUAAAAUCAACUAAAUUACUUUCAUUAUUGAAAACAGAAUUAACUAAAAUUGAGAAAAAUAAUGAUUUAACUUCAGAUAUAAUAUUACAAAAAAUUCAGAAUAAUAACACUAUACUUAAAAAGAAAAUCAAAAAUUUUAUUAUUGAAUUAAUUCAAGAUUUCAUCUAUUUAAUCAUUGUCUCAUUAGAGAUAUUCAAAAUAUCAAUAUCAAAAAAAUUGAAUCAUAGAUUAGAGAUCUUGUCGAAUUCAGUUUCAAUGUUAAAGUUUUUCACUUUGGAGAUAACGCCAACUAAGUAA